Gorilla gorilla gorilla (western lowland gorilla) is the source of this 1128-nucleotide messenger RNA. It is a transcript of the gene SPATA24, whose product is annotated as spermatogenesis associated 24. The coding region runs from base 348 to 983 and encodes 211 amino acids. Gene Ontology annotation, molecular function: DNA binding. The record is from RefSeq and is a predicted model, not a curated record. Lineage: Eukaryota; Metazoa; Chordata; Mammalia; Primates; Hominidae. The transcript has 6 exons. Gene Ontology annotation, cellular component: nucleus; cytoplasm.
UCCCCGCCCCCCGUUGCCAGGGUGCUCUGUGGCGUCGCAUUCUCAUUGGUGGGUGACGGCGGGGAUCACCCCCGAGGCAGCCAUUUCCAACUAGCUGGCGGGGGCGGAAGAUGGCGACGCCCCUCGGGUGGUCGAAGGCGGGGUCAGGAUCUGUGUGUCUCGCUUUCGAUCAACUGCGGGACGUGAUUGAGUCUCAGGAGGAACUAAUCCACCAGCUGAGGAACGUGGCCUCAGUCUCAUCCUAGGUACCACGAGCAUCAUCCUGUUAUCCGCUUUUGGUCCUGGUCCCUAGAGGGCGCCCCUUCUACUCCAGCCCCAGGCCCUCCCUCAGCCAGGCUCUGUUGCAGAUGGUUCUCCAGGACGAAAAUUUUGUCAGUAAAGAAGAGUUCCAGGCAGUGGAGAAGAAGCUGGCGGAAGAGAAAGCUGCCCAUGCCAAAACCAAGGUCCUCCUGGCCAAGGAAGAGGAGAAGUUACAGUUUGCCCUCGGAGAGGUAGAGGUGCUAUCCAAGCAGCUGGAGAAAGAGAAGCUGGCCUUUGAAAAAGCGCUCUCCAGUGUCAAGAGCAAAGUCCUUCAGGAGUCCAGCAAGAAGGACCAGCUCAUCACCAAGUGCAAUGAGAUUGAGUCUCACAUUAUAAAGCAAGAAGAUAUACUUAAUGGCAAAGAGAAUGAGAUUAAAGAGUUGCAGCAAGUUAUCAGCCAGCAGAAACAGAUCUUCAGCCCACCACCAGCCGGCUCCGUUGCAGGAAUCACAUGUCUGACUUCCGGAUCCAGAAGCAGCAGGAGAGCUACAUGGCCCAGGUGCUGGACCAGAAGCAUAAGAAAGCCUCAGGGACGCGUCAGGCCCGCAGCCACCAGCAUCCCAGGGAAAAAUAAAAUGGCCGCCGCUUUCCUGUUCUCUGGCUGUAAUCCCCAGCCUCUGCCUUCUCUGCUCUGGGAGUCCCCAGCCUCUGCCUUCUCUGCUCUGGGAGUCCCCAGCCUCUAGCCCCUGCUACUUCCCUCCCUCUUGGGUAGUGGUAGGGGUCCACAAGGUGGGGGCUUGUAGCCUAGGGGAGGAGCUGGGUCUUUGUUGUCUGGUAGGCACCACCGCUUCCUUUGGGUAUUUAAUCCCUUCCUAUAUAAACAGCCCU